Molecule: messenger RNA, 186 nt
Organism: Miscanthus lutarioriparius
Lineage: Eukaryota; Viridiplantae; Streptophyta; Magnoliopsida; Poales; Poaceae
Source: the annotation of a GenBank genome assembly
AUGGGCCUCCUCGACGCGCUCUACCGCGUGGUGAUGCGCCGCAACGCCGUCUACGUCACCUUCGUCGUCGCCGGCGCCUUCGCGGGCGAGCGGGCGGUGGACUACGGCGUUCACAAGAUCUGGGAGAUGAACAACCUCGGGAGCACCUGCUUACCAUUAGCUUUUAAAGGGCAAGGGAAAGAAUAA